Molecule: messenger RNA, 888 nt
Organism: Phaeoacremonium minimum UCRPA7
Lineage: Eukaryota; Fungi; Ascomycota; Sordariomycetes; Togniniales; Togniniaceae
Product: putative short chain dehydrogenase protein
Exons: 4
Coding region: 1-888 (295 amino acids)
Cellular component (GO): cytosol
Molecular function (GO): oxidoreductase activity
Source: RefSeq, a predicted model, not a curated record
AUGCUUACACAAACUCCGCCCGGGUUCCCCCUUACCCUCCAUAACAAGCCCUAUCCUGGCACAUCGCCCACACGGCCAGAGGUCUCACAAACUGGCCGCACCGCCCUUGUUUGUGGUGCCUCUACCGGUAUUGGGCGUGCCAUUGCUCGAAAUUUCUGUGCUGCAAAGGCCGCGCGCGUUAUUAUUACCGCUCGCCGCCCCGAUGUGCUUGCCAGCACUGUAAAGGAGCUUGCAGCCGCUCAUCCCGACACAGAGGUCAUUGGAAAAGUAUCUGACGUCCUAGAUCUCAAGGCUGCUGCCAGCUUGUGGGAUGGCUUGCACGCCGAAGGAACGAAUGUCGAUGUGCUGGUGUGGAACGCCGUUGGCCAUCCGGAACUCAAGCCUCUAAUAGAGCAGGGCAGUGAGAGAUUGUGGCAGGAUUUCGAAAAUAACCUGCACUGUCCCCUUUAUUUUGUUAACAGAUUCUAUCACCAGCCAAACCACAACAGUCAGAAACACUUCCUCUUCGUUUCUACCCAAGAUAUCCACAACUGGGGCAGCGCGCCGCAAAUGCCGGGUUACCAGUUGGUGAAGAGUGCAUGCACUGCAACAAUGCAACAAAUCGCUCGAGAUAUCCCCGCAGAAGACAUGCAGAUGCUAAGCUUUCAUCCAUCCACCGUCUUCACAGAGGCUGCGAAAAUGGCUGGAUAUGACGAGAACACCCUGCCGUGGGUUGAUGAGAAUGUGCCUGGUCAAUUCGCAGUUUGGGCGGCAUCUUCAGAGGCUAAGUUCCUCCACGGACGCUUCGUUUGGGCAACUUGGGACGUAAAUGAGCUGACGUCGGGGGAUAUUCGAAAGAAGAUUGACGAGGAUCCAUGGUUCCUCAAGGUCGGUGUUAAGGGUUUGUGA